AUGCCCCCCCCAAAGCAAAGCCUAAAGCCCACGGCGACCGAGGCGAUGGUGCCCAUCGAGUACGUAGCCGGCGUAUUCGAGAGUAAUCUCAAGGCCGGCGGCAAGAUCAAGCUUUACCAUUUCGCGGAGCUGGCUCCGGCAUCUCUCGUCCUUCCACACGGCAAUGCGAUCCCCGAUAAAGAGAAGAUCAAAUCCUUCAUGGAGACCAUCGUCCGAAGAAACAACUUCGAGAUCCUCUAUCGGCGCCCAUGGCUCUGCACCAUCUGCAGUAAGAAAGCAAAGGUUCUCAUCCAUAACGCUAGUACGGGUCAGGGGGUCCCGAAGUCACCAACGGACACCGGAUUCAUGUCCAAGAUUUUUGAUACGAUCGCUCCCCUCUGCGGUUCGGGUGGUACUUGCCAGCGAGAGGCAACCCAGCUGGUCCAGGACUAUAGCAGAUCUGGUGCUGUCCACUGUUCGGGCGGACUGUCUAGCUGCCACCUUUGCGGCAAGAUGGAGGGGGUCAAGCUCUGCUCCGGCUGUAUGAUUUUUGGGUUUUGCUCCAAAGAGUGCCAAGUGAAGGCCUGGCCAACUCACAAGCAUGCUUGCAAGCAGUCUCAGAAGAUUGCCGAGGGCUUCAAGAAGGCUGCAGCGGCGAAGGAGUGA
Molecule: messenger RNA, 645 nt
Organism: Drepanopeziza brunnea f. sp. 'multigermtubi' MB_m1
Lineage: Eukaryota; Fungi; Ascomycota; Leotiomycetes; Helotiales; Drepanopezizaceae
Source: RefSeq, a predicted model, not a curated record